AUGACGGAGACUGAUGAUAUUCAUAGCGAUAGCGCUAAGGAUGUUGCUGCUAAGCUCGCUCAGCUCGAUGAGAAGCUUCAUGUUGAAGAGAAGAUAAAGGAUGGCGCUGAGAAUCUAUUGCAGGUCUUCGAUACAGCUCAAUCAGAUCAUCAGGAAAUGCUUAGGAGGCAAGUUGAAGAAGCACUCACUAAAGCAAACAACAAUAUAAACAAAUUUACAAAGGAUAUUGAAUAUCUUAAACUUAUACCAAAUACCCCACGCAAAGAAACCCACAUCGACUCUGCUCGUCGGCGACGUGUUCAAGAUACUUUUAUAGAUCAUCAUAUUGACGAUUAUCGAACAGCGCAUAAUAAUGGAUUAUCUCUCUUAAACUCUCUCUUAAAUAUCAACGACUCUGCUGUUCAAUUUGACCCUGAUAGCUUAAUGUCUCGGCGGAUAGACGUCAUGGCUGGCCUCACUGAUGCUCUCAAACGAAGCUUUAGACUUAAGUAUGAACUUGAUCAGUCUGUUCUCAUCAACGGCGUCAAAGAAUGUUUGUCUGAUAGUGCAGGUGGUUUGGUGAGGACUGUCGCAUACAGACUCCUUAGGCACAGCCUCGUUGAUUACAGCUCAGCUCAGCUUUACAACUCUUAUGGCAUUAAUAUAUACCUCAUACGCUCACUCGCAAGAGACUCCUCAGAUCAACUCGAGAAGGAGCAGGCUGUCUUUUUCAUUAGAGCACUUGUUGAUCUCGGUAACCCGCAUGGUCUGUUUAUAGAUCAGUCCAUUGUCCGAGCAAUUAUUUCUAUAGCUGAAAAUGGUGAUGACUCUUUGCGUUAUUUCUGUUUGGAAUUGCUAGCAGAAAUAGCUAUCCUAGAUAUGGAGCUACUAUCUAAAUCUCAAGGCCUCAACAUUCUACUGUCAGCCUUGACGGGUUCGUCGCCUGACUUGGCUCAUUUCGCUCCCGUGGUUGCCUCUAUCUUCUGCUACACUCUCGAUCAUCCUUCAACACGCAAGUACAUCAAACCAGGUACCGAUUUAGAAGUCAGUAUGACCGCCUUUACGGAUGUUCCUUCUGCUCACUUCAAAGCCUCAAACGCCCGCAUUGAAAGACUCAAAUGCGCUAACAGCAUCCUUGUUGUCUUGCUGAAAAACUGGAGUGGACUCCUGUAUUUCUGCGUCAAUGACAGGAAUACUGUGCGCACCCUAAUUGAUGCUCUCCGAGUUCCUUCACAGGAGCUGAGGGAAGCUCUUCUUGACUUGAUGUUCGAGUUGCUCAUCAUCAAGACUCCGGAUUGGUAUGUUGCUUCACUCGAAGGUAGGCGGCAGACGAUGUACAAUAGAUCUACAGGUCAACGCAAAGCGCCAGAAAGAUCAGCUCAAGAUUCCGACAAGCCAGAGAAAAUUACGAUAAUUGAUCAUUACAUCGCUUUGCUUCUUGUGGUCUUGAUAGAUGGAGGGUUGAUUGAAGGGUUGACGGCUAUUGUUGAAGAGAAGAACCAAGUGCUUACACGCAAGGCAACACUAUUACUUGGUGAGCUUCUUCGCAAGGGUAAUAGAAUCUUACCUUCAGCAUACGCUGCCAAGCUUCAAACGCUUCCACGUCUGUUCGCUCUAGCUGCGGAAUACAGUGGUGAUCUUCGCUUGUCUGCUUGCUCAGCUCUCGCGACAAUAGAUCAUUUUAACAGAGUGAGGAAUAGACCUAUACCAGCUGCCACACGCGAUAGCCGAAAGCGUUCCAAUUCACUAGAUGAUCCAAUGCGCAGAGGUCAGCGACAAGUCGAGCAGGUUAAAAUGCGCAUUGGUAUGCAGAUAGACGAUAAAAAUUUUCAAGCUAUGUUGCUCGAGUCUCAAGUGCUGGUCACCAAGGAUAAUGUCAGAUGGAAUUAUGACGUCGUGUAUGAUCUCCUCGAAGGGCCGCUUCUCAAUCCUCGUCGUUUAGAAGAGGCUAUCAAGAAUACCAAGUUCAUCAAACGUCUCAUGUCCUUCUUUCAUCCAUUCAAUCUCCGAUUCUCUAAUGCCAAGAAGACAAAACCAAAUAUGAAAUGGGUACGAAUGGGCUGUCAGCUUGUCACCACUUUCCUCACCAGCGAAGAAGGAAGGAGGUACUUAGCUGAGGAUAAGUUGCUGAGACAAAUCGGUGAUUGCUUCUCGCAGCUCGAUCCUCUUCACAGCAACCAAGCUCUCGAUGGUGAACCUAUUUUUUCGCGUAACAGACUGGAGGACACUCUGUGUAUUGGAUACUUUGAGAUGAUUGGGACAAUCAGUAAAACGCCGGAGGGUAUCCAGUUGCUGGAAAAGCAUAAAAUGUUUACCUCAUUCUACCAUCUCAGUGAAUUACGUAGUCGCGAAGAUCUUAUCAAGGCUAUCAUUGAGAAGCUCGAUUAUUCAAAUUCUGGACACCCGCGUAUUAUUCUAUCGAAAGCUUUGACAGCAAGUUACAAGCACGUAAGACAAUUCGCAACCACUCAUCUUGGUGAAUUGAUCUUGUCAUCACCUAAACCAAACGAAUGGGCUCUCGAUUUACUCAUUACCCAGCUCUAUGAUCCAGCUAUCGAUAUAUGUGAAUUGGCAGUCAAAUAUUUAGAGAAGGUUUGCGAGUCAACUGAAAUACUUGAACUUGUGGUAAGCAUGAUGCCAAGUCUGGAUCACCUGGGAGAAACUGGACAUCCUCUCAUGCUGCGCUUUCUGUCCACGUCCGUUGGUUUCAAGUAUCUUCAACAAUCAGAUUACAUAGAUAGGGAAAUUGACGAUUGGUUCCAUGAACGAAAUGCACAUUAUGUGGUGCUGAUUGAGGUUUAUAUCUCACACGCACUUGGAAUGAGCUCAUUUGAUCAGUCUGAGGAGGCAAUCACAUUCGACGGCACUGUUCCGUCGCACUUUUACGGCGAGCUUACCAAAACAUAUGAGGGAUGUGAGUUUCUGGCUGAGAAAGGACAUUUUGCAGACUUUGCCGAAUUUAUAAGAAGACAUGGGUUUGAAAAUAGUGAUACCGAUCUGAUCAGCAAGCUGAAGAGUGUUUUGUGGGCAGUUGGUACUAUUGGAUCAACACCGCACGGGUUGCCUUUCCUUGAACAUGAAAGAAUUAUAGGAACUAUAGUCGAGAUAGCCGAACGGAAUGAGUUUAUCUCAGUUAAAGGUACAUGUUAUUUCGUACUGGGAUUGAUUGCAUCGACUGAAGCUGGUAUUACAAUCCUCGAACGCUUUGGUUGGCAGUCGACUGUUUCUACGCUUGGACAGCCGCUUGGAAUAUGCUUACCAAAGAAUCUCAACAAAUUUGUGCAUAUCCCAGAAUGGGAGGCGUAUACAAAUCGACAUGUACAAUCAGCCUUUGUUUUAGAGGAGCCGACAAAACCGAUUGAAAGGCAAAUAAUUGGUGUACUUUCUGAUCUUAGUAAUCAGCUAGUUGCAGGCGGGGCAUCGCGCUCGCUCGCCAAGUUGAAGGCACAGGACAAGGCACCGUUCAGGUCAAUAACAAUGCUGAGCAGAGCGCUGUAUCUGAUGGAGACAUUUCAUUACAGGGCUCCAGCUAGGAAGUGCAUAUUAGACGCUUUCGAUAUUGAAUUCAACGAUAGCACGGUGCGCGCUGUGAUGAAAGCUAGUCAAUUACUCAAAGAUGGAGGGAAAGAUGUCAACGUCGAUUUGCACGCUACGGAGAUGGCAGAAAUGAAAUGGAGAGAGGAAUUGAGCGAUAUAAUCAACGAUGAGGUUGGUGUGUUGUUGAAGAAAAAGUACAACACUGCAGAAUUCAACGAGAAAAACUUACUAGCUGCAAGUAUGGAUUCUGACCAGGAGAGCGCAGAUGUAAGGAAGGUGAGAGACAUUCGAGGUGACAAAGUGGAAAAGUUGGAGCCAAUCAACACGGUUAUCGGCGGCUUUGGGAGUGAGACAUCUCAGCCCGCACGUCAGCCGAGGUUGCAAGAGUGA
Messenger RNA from Wallemia ichthyophaga EXF-994, 3906 nucleotides. Its product is annotated as Protein ste16. The transcript is spliced from 5 exons. The record is from RefSeq and is a predicted model, not a curated record. Gene Ontology annotation, cellular component: TORC2 complex. NCBI's taxonomy places the organism in Eukaryota, Fungi, Basidiomycota, Wallemiomycetes, Wallemiales, Wallemiaceae. The coding region runs from base 1 to 3906 and encodes 1301 amino acids. Gene Ontology annotation, biological process: TORC2 signaling.